Molecule: messenger RNA, 1707 nt
Organism: Aspergillus affinis
Lineage: Eukaryota; Fungi; Ascomycota; Eurotiomycetes; Eurotiales; Aspergillaceae
Exons: 7
Coding region: 1-1707 (568 amino acids)
Biological process (GO): positive regulation of transcription by RNA polymerase II
Cellular component (GO): nucleus
Molecular function (GO): DNA-binding transcription factor activity; transcription cis-regulatory region binding
Source: RefSeq, a predicted model, not a curated record
AUGAAAGUAUUCACAACCCACACCGAGCCAGCUGGCAAAAGUACUGCCGUUCCUCGUCUUGUCAGCUGGACUAGCUGCAUCGAUCUCGUCCAGACGCGUCGCGUUUGCCGACUGGAUCCGCCAUUUCGGUUCAAGACCGUCCGUCAUGUUUACCACAAAAGCCAAGGCACUGCGUCGAGAUUCGAGCUGGACUGGGAUUCGGCGCAGCCGUGGGUGGAGGUUCCUCGCUCUUUGACCUUUGUCCAUGAAUCGGCGGAGGAAUCAACAGAUGGAGCAAGCGAUGCUCCUGAAUCUCAGGAUGACGAGCAUCCUCCCAUUGAGAAUGCUCCGGAACCUCCGUCUGAUAUAUUCUCGGCACCACCGGCUUUUCCACCUCCGGCGACGAUGAGUUCCCCUGUCGAAAAUGGAGCGGUCGAUCAUCCAGUGGCCUCGACGGCCUCCCUACCGGAGGAGCAUCGUGCGACCCCGUCCGCCAUUUCGCCCCACGGAAUCGCCAGCAUGAUCUCGCCUCUACCGUCAACGAGUGCAUGGACCAGUGCAACGUCGCCGACGAGCCCAUCCACUCCUCGUUCAACCAGCUCAGUAUCCAUGAACUCUCGCGAAGCUUUUCUGCUUCGUUUGUUCAUACACAAGAUCGCUCCGUGGGCCGAUAUAUGCGACCUCCGAUCGCAUUUCACCACCGAAGUGCCGCGUCGGGCGCUCCAGUUUCCCAUGGUCCUUAAAGCUGUUUUGGCACUCUCGGCGCGUCUCGAUGCGAUCAUGUCCGACACUAGUGACUGGGAAGCGUCCGAGUACCAUGGCCAAUGUCUGGAGCUUCUUAUCGAUGCCCUGGCCCAGCCCGAAGAAACCUACGAUGACAAUCUGCUCAUCACAGUCGUUAUCCUGCGCAUAUAUGAGGAGCUCGAACGAGAAAACGACGAGAACUGCCACUUCCUUGGAUCUAAUCGACUGCUCAACACGAUGACGAAGUCCGCGUCUUCCGGGGGCCUUGCUGAGGCCGUUAGUUGGCAAUUUCUGCGCCAGGCGAUAUAUGCGUCGAUUGUUCAGUAUCAGCCCAUUCAGUUGGACCUGGGCAAUUACGAACGCUCUGCCGUAUUUCGGCGACGCGACGAUGCCGCUUAUGCUAACGUGAUUAUCUUCCUUUGUGCGCGCAUCAUCCAAUUGUAUUCGCGUGGACCAGGAAGUCUCGUCGAUGAGGGUGAAUGGAAUCGUUUGUCUGAGAGUGUUGAAGAUUGGUAUCGUACAAGACCCAUUAGCUGGCAACCGUUGCACCAUAAGGAUGCGAAUACAGCGGAGAACCGACCGUUCCCUGAGCUAUGGAUGAUGUCACCUUCGGCCGUGGUCGGACUGCAGUACUAUCAUACGUGUUGCAUCCUCCUCGCCUCUGCCGAUCGUCACUGGGGAACUGUGAGCAAUUUUGGCAUCGCGCGACAACGACGGAUUGGAGAAAGCACGAUCGCCUCUCACAUCGUUCAAGUCAUCGGACUAUCUAUGUCCAACGAGACGGUCGAGAACGCAUACUUCAUGGCGUGCCAUCUACUUGUUCGAUAUGGACAUUGCCUUCGUAAUCCCGUCGAGCAGCGGGGAUCGGUUGGUUUCCUAACCCGAGCAGAGAAGGUGGUCGGAUGGCGGACAGCAUGGGUCGUUCGCGACUUGGAGAAACAAUGGGGCGAGCUACGAAAUCUAGACACUUGGGAUCUCGCAUAG